This is a messenger RNA of Lathyrus sativus (Indian pea), 573 nucleotides long. The record is from the annotation of a GenBank genome assembly. Lineage: Eukaryota; Viridiplantae; Streptophyta; Magnoliopsida; Fabales; Fabaceae.
AUGAGUUGCUACCAGAUGUUGACCAAAAGUUUUGUGUUAUGUAAACAUUCAAAUGCUUGGGAAAAAAUUAUGCAUGAAAUGAAAAGUGUUAAUGAAGAGGCAUUCAAGCACCUUUGGAAGAUUCCACCAAGGUUUUGGAGCAAAUCAAGGUUUAGAACUAGUCCAAGGUGUGAUACUUUGGUGAACAACAUGUCAUAUGCCUUCAAAUUAGUAUCUAUAGCUACAAGAGCCAAGCCUAUUAUGACUAUGCUUGAAGAGAUAAGAGUGUACCUGAUGCAAAUAUGGGAAUCCAACAGACAAAAGAUUUCCAAAUUUGAUGAUACCAUUCAGCCAAAUAUCAAAAAGAAUAUAGAAAAGGAAUCACAAAGAACAAACAAUUGGAUUGUUAGGUGGAUGCUGACAUGGCUAUCGUGCUGUCAUGCAAUUUCAUGUAUGAAAGACCAUCAUUUACAAGUAGAUGAUUUUGUGCCUAAUUAUUACAAAAAGGAGUGCUACGAGGCUUGCUAUGCACUAGUGAUUUAUCAAGUUAAUGGAGAAUCUCUUUGGACAAAAACAAAUGUUGUUGACCUUUAA